AUGGAGAACCACACAGAGCUGAACGCUGAGAUUUUAGACACGCUGCUUGGCCAUAAAAACCAGGUCUCGACCAAACUCCAUACCAUCAUCAAGGUCCUCAAACCGGCCCUCAAUCAGGAACACAUCUACUUACCGGAGGACAAAUUGCUUAAAUAUGGUAUACGCAAGGAGACGAUGGAUCUAGAGCAAGGUGGGCGGUUUUUUAAGCCGAUGUCACAAUCGGUUUUUGAGAGUUUGCCUCGACUUGAAGAAUACUAUGAAGAGGAUGAAUGGGAUCCGUCGGACUCUACUUAUGAUGAAAUACAUGAUGCAACCCAUAUUCAGCGUAAGCUGAAAGGCUUCAUAGGAGGGGAAAUCCCAAAUACUCCAACGGACAAGUGGGGAUGUCACCGGGUACUGGCUGACUAUGCGGAAUGGGAUUUUGCAUUACAUGUACGGGGUACUCAUCUCCAACCCCAUGUUAUAUCUCACUCGCUCCAUGGUUUAUACCCUGAUGAAGAUGCAAACCUGAAGAUUACCCGUAGUGAAAUACUCCUUGCCGCCGACCUUAUGAGGGAAAGAUUGAAGUGCCCAUUGUAUGUUACCAAUGAUUUAUACCCGAUUCUCAUGGUUUCUUGCUUCAACCGACAAGUUCGUAUGAAUGAAGUAUACUUUGAAAACGGAACCCUUUGUUUCAACUGUACUCCGUUCAUUAACUUCGACACCUUUGAACGAUCCAAACUCGACUUACUUGCUCGUUGGGCUUUAAGCACGCCUAUAGGCGAAACUAGCAAAUACCCAAACAUCAAACCGAUUGCAAAACUCUUAAACCGUUUCUUGAAAGAGAGAAAUCGCAGAAAUAAAUACGUGCCCAAGCGUGUUAAGGAGCUUAGGAGGGGUUGA
Trichophyton benhamiae CBS 112371 is the source of this 882-nucleotide messenger RNA. RefSeq lists its product as uncharacterized. Bases 1 to 882 code for a protein of 293 amino acids. The record is from RefSeq and is a predicted model, not a curated record. NCBI's taxonomy places the organism in Eukaryota, Fungi, Ascomycota, Eurotiomycetes, Onygenales, Arthrodermataceae. The transcript has 3 exons.